GCUGCGAGCAGGUCCAUGGUUAGUUUGUGCUGAGGCGUCGAGAGCUAGCGAGCGAGCAGCAGCAGGUCGGCGUUGGCGUCUAAAACGGACCCAGAUUGGGACCCAUGUGAGGCAGCUGAGCCGCCGACGAUCGGAUUGCUUUUCCCGGGAGAGCACCGCCACCCCCGGAAAAAAUGUUUCAGUGCAUUAUUCAGCAGAGGAAUGGCUGGAUCAAGGGCAGUCCCGAAAUGCGCGACGUCUUUCCAGACAUCAGACUGCAGUUGGCCGAACAGCUGCGAUGUCUGGACGCCCGCAUGGAAAGCCAGGUGUCGCUGGUGACCGAGCUGCAGGACUACUUCAGGAAGAGGGCUGAGGUGGAGCUGGACUACAGCAAGAGCUUGGACAAACUGUCAAAGUCGCUGUCACUGCGACACCGCGAGCAGAAACAAAAACGCGAGCAGUGGCCGCUGUUCUCCAGCUACUCGUGCUGGCAGCAUCUGCUGAGCCACACAAAGGGCCUCAGCAAGGACCACGCGGCCCUGAGCGAGAUCUACUCGGUGCACCUGGUGGGUCGUCUCGCCGGCCUCAUGGACGACGUCCAGCGAAUCUACAGAAGGUGCCGAGAGAUUGGUUACGAAACACACGAAGAGCUGCUGAGAGUUUUGCACGAACUGCACACAACCAGCAAGACGUGGCUCGGCUACCAGGCGGAGGCCAGACAGGCUGAGAGCAAACUGCGACUCGCCGAAGCCCAGCGCACCAAACUUGAGAACUCGAUCCCCAAAGAAAAGAGGGAGCGCUCUAAAAAGUAUAGAGUGAUCGAGAAGGAGGUUCUCAAGAGGAAAAAUAAAUUCAACGACGCCCAGCUGAAGGCCCUGAAGGCGCGAAACGAGUACGUGCUGUGCCUCGAGGCGUCCAACACCACAGUCCACAAAUACUUUGUGGACGACCUCUCUGAUAUAAUAGACUGCAUGGAUCUGGGUUUCCAUCAUUGCAUCUCAGGAGCCAUGAUGACCCACGUUGCUGCCGAGGAAGGCCGCCAGCAAUCAGUUCAAGCGGGACUUGACCAGAUGGCCGCCACCGUGGCCGCCUUGGACUCUCGACUCGACAAACAGAGGUUCCUUGAGUCCAAUCACACCGCUUUCAUGAUCCCCAAGAAAUUCGAAGUGCAGGGCUCGCGAACGGAUGAGGAGGUCACCAUGGAUCUUGAGAUCACAAAAUCGCUGAAGGACGAGCUCGAGUCGCGUCUGUGCCAGCUGCAAAACAGAAUCACUUCUCUGCGGACCGAGUCAGAGGAAGUGUGGAAGACGAUGGAGACGGCAGAGAGGAGUCUGCUCGACAUGCUGACCGCUAAAGACUUUGACGUGAACCAGUUCUUCAACAAUGACAACGCGACGCCCCCGAACGCCAGUCUGUCCUCGACCCUGGGUCUGGCGCCGCAGACACCCUCGCACACAAAGGCGCCGGAGACGUUGUCCAUAAAGCUGAAGCAAGACAAGCAAGAGACAGAGGAGUUUUACCUUGGGAAAUUUAGGGAAUACCUCCUGGGCACAAGUAGGAUAGCACGACUGCACGCCAAGCACGAUUACAUUAGGAAAACACUUCUCGCUGGAAGCUCAGACCUGCCGCCAGCCUCUAGAGGAACGCAGAUACCCAACAAUGGGCUCACGGUGACUGGAGAGAAACCAGUGCGGCGCAAAAGAAUCGGCCGGCUGCAGAUGAUCGGUCAGCCAAAGCUGUUCGGCGGAAGCCUGGAGGAGUACCUGGAAAGCACAAACCAGGAAAUUCCACUUGUGAUGAAGAGUUGCAUUCGAGUCAUUAAUCUAUACGGUUUGCAUCACCAAGGGAUAUUCAGGGUGUCUGGGUCACAACUAGAAAUAAACAACUUCAGAGAGGCUUUCGAAAGGGGCGAAGACCCUCUGGCUGACAUGACUGACGCGUCAGACAUCAAUUCAGUUGCAGGUGUGCUAAAACUCUACCUGCGAGAACUGCGAGAGCCCCUGCUGCCAAUCAUCUACUUUGAACAGCUCAUGGAGCUCGCACAGUUGAAGCCAAACGAGGACUUUGUGGUCAAAAUGAAGGAGCUACUACAGAGUUUGCCAAGGCCGGUUGUGAUUGUCAUGCGCUACCUUUUUGCAUUCCUCAAACACUUGUCGGAAUACAGCGAGGAGAACAUGAUGGAUCCGUACAAUCUGGCCAUCUGCUUCGGCCCGACCUUAGUCCCCGUACCUGACGACAAGGACCAGGUGCAGUUCCAAAAUCUGAUCAAUGAGUUGAUCAAAAACGUCAUUGAGAUGCAUGAGGAACUGUUCCCAGUUGAUGGCGGGCCAAUCUAUGAAAAGUACAUCAGUUGUGAACCUGAUGAAACUGACAUGGGUGACUCGCCAUCCGAAAACGUUCAUGAUGACAUCGACUCAGAAGUUUACCCUUCAGAGGAUGAAUGCGAAUCUCUAGAGGCAACAGUGCAAUUCGACUUUAGGGCAAGAUCAAAGAGAGAACUCAGCUUGCGGAAAGGCCAACACGUCACCCUGUACAGUCAAGUGUCAAAUGAUUGGUGGCGUGGCAGCGCUGGCGGGCAGGAGGGACUCAUUCCAGACAAAUACAUCAUGUUAAAGAUUAACAAGGAUGAGGACAGAGAAAGGCUAGAGCUGAAAUCAAGUUCUGACGAGUCAGUAGUGAAGCGGCGGGCGUCAAGCUCAAACGACUCGCUGCUGUCCGGCCAGAGCUCACAGCACUCGCCGAUCGAGCCUGUGGUGGUAGAGUUUGAGCCAAUCGACACGCCGGGGCCGCCAAACCUGCCACCGCCGUGUGCCGUCACGACUGUGUCACUGCUGCCAUCGAUGAACAGCCGCAACUCGAUUGAGCUAGCGCUUGCCCAGCUGCCCCCCGAGCAUGAGGUGAGUUCCGAGAAUGGUGACACCAAGGUCAACGGCAGCCUCAUCAUCCCUGAAAUUCACACAUCAGAUCAGACUUCUGGAUCCAACAGAAGCAGUUUGGUUGAGAAAUUGGGCAUUGAAGAGGCAGACUCGACGCAACCUGAUUCGCAUGAGCUGCAGGUUGAGGACGAGCCCCAAAUCGAAGCCGACAGGUCGAGUCUGAGCAGCCUAAGCAGCGAGGGCAGCUCUGGCAGCAGCAAUAGCAGCAACACAAGCAGCAGCUUCCAGCAGAGCCGCGAUAUCUGGCGGCGGCGCGAGAAUUCCGCGACGGAGCCGACGCCGGUGCUGCCGGCACCGCAUCUGGUGGGGCUGCCGCUGCGGCAGAAGCACACGCCCGACCUGGUGAUGGACCUGCCGCUCAACAGCAGCGGCAGCACCAGCGUCUCGCCGUCGGGGGGUGCGUCCGACGAAGACCCUGAGGCGUCGCCUAGUCACAGCCCGCAGCACACGGGUCCCGAGAGCCCCGACAUGACCGCAGCCGAGCGCUUCGCCAAGCAGAACCAGUGCACCCUGAAGAAGAAGGACACGCGCACGUCGUCGAGCUCCUCGUCGGGCUCGGCGUCUGCGGCCGUCGACGCCCAGACGCAGACCAAGGUGGCCGCCGCUGCCGCCCCGGACAAGCCGCCCCUCAAGGCCAAGCCGCAGAUCCUCAAGAAACCGGCCGGCAUGCCGCCGUCGUCGCCGGAUCUGAGCAAAAACCGGGAAAUGAACAAAUAAUAAGCAAAGGAAAGUCGAGGAAAAGUAUUCGAUAGGGGCGACCGAUCUCGAAAUUUGGACUUUGAUAUCCCUUGUUCAGACUUAUUUUGACUCCGACACGCAUUUAUCAGCCGCAUCAGUUCCUAAGGCACGUACUUUUCCUGCCGUUCCACCUUUGCUACUUUGUCUGAUUAUCUAAAUUCUGAUAUAUUAGCUGUUCUCUUUUGAGUGCUCUAUAUAAUCAAAGUCAAUUACAAUUAAUAUGCAUUUUAUGACUUUGGGUGCUAUCGGAACUCGAGAGACGUGAUGUAAGAGAAGAGAGAGUAUACAUACACAGUUGUUGGCCUAACUGACGAGAAAAUGCUUUGAACGCCGCAGUAGGCGCCGAGAUCAGAGUUUUUGAGUAAAAACAAAACAAAAAAACAUAUAUAUUGAACUUAACGUAAACACAACUCUAACGAUGUGUGCUUCAUUAACUCAGAUAUUUUUAGAUAAUAGCAAAGAGAAAUUGUUACCAGAGGAAUAAAAAUAACAAAACGGUAUUCUAAGACUGAGGAAGAACAAAUAAUUCAAUUUUUGGAUUAGAAACGAGGACACACAACAUUAAUUUUUUACCUAAUUUGUAGGGUAUAGAGUAUCAGUAGAUAAUUUAGUUUACGAUCUGGUUUUAAGAGAGCGGACGAGUUAUUAGAAUUCGGAGAAUAAAGUUUGUAAGCCAAAUCUUCCCGAUAAUGCUAAAUAUAAAAUGAGAAUCGAAGUAGCAGAUUUUUACGGUUGGAAACAAAGAGGGCAUAGCGAGAAAUCUUGUGUACAGAACACAACACUGUCAGUAGGUUAACACGCACUUUUGCAUAAUUUCAAGGUCUUCAGAUUUUUUACUGGAAACGCGAUUGAGACAAAACUGACAAAACCGCAAGACAUGGCUCAGAAAUCGCACGGCUGCGCAGAGAAUACCAAAACUACUAACAUAUAAUGUAAUAAAAAAAUCUCAGUAACACACACGCAUUCAUAUCUAUCUCAAUACACACACGCAUAGACCAUUAGCAUGGGAAACAGUUCUAAAACUCAAACUUAAUUAAUAACUAACUAUCAAUAAAAUAGUGCCCACUCGCAAGUACACAAUAAACUCUACAAGAAAAAGUCUGUUCCACCAGAAUAAAAUACAUACAACAGCGCAUGCAAAUGGUCAAAAAUGAAGAUAAUAUUUGUGUUUCCGAGCAUUGUCCAACAAUAUUGUUUGUCAGCAAAAAUAUCACUAUUAAAAGGGUGUGUCUCAAAACAUCUGUAUCCACUAAAAAAGUCGUAUAUGUAUUCAAGUGUUCUUAUGUGGUUUAUUUACAGAUCGCAAUAUUUUAUGUAGUGGUCACAAAUAAAUAGUCUCCAGAGAACGCA
Molecule: messenger RNA, 5003 nt
Organism: Cloeon dipterum
Lineage: Eukaryota; Metazoa; Arthropoda; Insecta; Ephemeroptera; Baetidae
Product: SLIT-ROBO Rho GTPase-activating protein 1-like
Exons: 16
Coding region: 174-3632 (1152 amino acids)
Biological process (GO): signal transduction; negative regulation of cell migration
Cellular component (GO): cytoplasm
Molecular function (GO): protein binding
Source: RefSeq, a predicted model, not a curated record